Messenger RNA from Xiphias gladius (swordfish), 3955 nucleotides. RefSeq names its product endothelin receptor type B-like. The record is from RefSeq and is a predicted model, not a curated record. Lineage: Eukaryota; Metazoa; Chordata; Actinopteri; Istiophoriformes; Xiphiidae. The transcript is spliced from 8 exons. Gene Ontology annotation, molecular function: endothelin receptor activity. Bases 196 to 1452 code for a protein of 418 amino acids. Gene Ontology annotation, cellular component: membrane. Gene Ontology annotation, biological process: G protein-coupled receptor signaling pathway; regulation of blood pressure; vasoconstriction.
CAAUUAGCGGAACUCUGCUGGAAUACUGAUCGGAAAACUCUGGCUUUGGCCACACCACCGCGCCGCGUUCCGGACAAAGAAACUUGGACUCAGACCCACGCUGCCGCAGUGUGUGGAUGUGUGUGAGUGUUUAAUUUUAGGCUGCUGUGUGCCUUUGAGUCAGCAAACAUCUUGCAGUGUGAGCACGAGGCUCGUAUGAGGAUGAGAGCCGUAACUCUGCUGUGUCUCCUGAUGGUAAUGGAGGUCGGAGCCUUUCGAUUUGUCCGUGACUCCCAGGGCGGACCUGAAGCUUCAGAACCCUCCAAGAGCAACGCCUCCCUCCCGCUGCCACCCCCACCGCUGGGCCGACCAAGGGGCUCCUUCCCCCCCAUGUGCUUAAAGCCCACGGAGAUCAAGCACGCCUUCAAGUAUGUGAACACCAUCGUGUCCUGCCUGAUCUUUGUGGUGGGGAUCAUCGGCAACUCAACACUGCUCAGGAUCAUAUAUAAAAACAAGUGUAUGAGGAAUGGGCCAAAUGUCCUGAUUGGCAGCCUGGCACUGGGGGACCUGCUUUAUAUUAUCAUCGCCAUCCCCAUCAAUGUGUUUAAGCUAAUAGGUGAGGAUUGGCCAUUCGGCGUGUACAUCUGUAAGUUGGUGCCAUUCAUCCAGAAAGCUUCAGUGGGAAUCACUGUCCUCAGUCUGUGCGCCCUCAGUAUUGACCGCUACCAUGCAGUGACAUCAUGGAGCAGGGUGAAGGGGAUGGGGAUCCCUCUGUGGAAAGCAGUGGAGGUGACUCUGAUCUGGCUGGUGGCUGUGGUGCUGGCAGUCCCUGAGGCGCUGGCAUUCGACAUGUUGGAGAUUCCAUACAGAGGCAACAAGCUGCGCGUCUGCCUGCUGCACCCAGAACAGACCACCAGCUUUAUGAAGCUCUACCAGAAUGUCAAAGAUUGGUGGCUGUUUGGCUUCUAUUUCUGCUUCCCACUGGCCUGCACAGGAAUCUUCUACACACUCAUGUCCUGUGAGAUGCUCAGUCGCAAAAAAGGCAUGCGCAUCGCACUCAACGACCACAUGAAACAGCGGAGGGAAGUAGCGAAGACGGUGUUCUGCCUGGUGUUGAUUUUUGCUCUCUGCUGGCUGCCCCUUCAUCUCAGCCGUAUUUUGAAGAAAACAACCUAUGAUCAAAACGACCCCAACCGCUGUGAACUGCUCAGCUUCCUGUUAGUGAUGGAUUACAUCGGCAUCAACAUGGCCUCCCUAAACUCCUGCAUUAACCCAAUUGCCCUCUAUUUUGUCAGCCAGAAGUUUAAAAACUGCUUCCAGUCUUGCCUGUGCUGUUGGUGCUACAGAACAUCCCCCCUGGACGAACGAGGUUCAGGAGGACGCUGGAAGGGCUCUUGCCACGGGAAUGGACUAGACCGCUCAAGCUCCCGCUCCAGCUCCCGCUCGAGUCAGAAAUACACAAGCUCUUCAUAAAUUCACACACACACACACACACACACACACACACACACACACACACACACACACACACACACACACACACACACACACACACACGCACAUCACAUACCUCUUCUGCCAAACCCAUGUUCCCAUCAGCUCCCGUUAUGGAGAAACAGCGUCGUCACUGCCAGCAGACCGGUGAUAAUAUCCAAGUGAGGAGUGAAAAAUGAAGCGAGCUAGAAGUCACUUCUACAGGACUCAUGGCAGACUGAAAGACUCUGACAUAAAAGGAUUGACAAACUGAUGAAUGAAAUAACAGGACUGUACCUAUUCAGGCUUUAGUACUAACAGCAAAAACUAUGAAACCAAGGCUACAUAAAUCUGUUUAUACUCCGACGCUGAGGCUUGUGUAGAGGACUAAAAGUCUCUUAGGGGACCAUUAUGGUAAAUACAUUUAUAGAGAAUGUUUAUUCAAGCCACGUUUAAUUUUAUGUACAGUAUUAUUUACAUGCAGAUUUUAGGCUUAUGAUCAUAUCUAGCCUCAGUGCGUCAUGUAUGAAUACCAGCACUGAUGAGUACUGCCUGUUGAAGAUUUCAUACCUCACAGGGAAAGAUAGAGGGAAACUGUGACCCUGAGUUAUUUUCCAAAAAAACCUCAAAAAAAUUCAAGUCUUUUUACAAGAAGUGCACAAGUGCAUGUACGGGAUCAGCAGCUGAUUAACUGACAGUCAAGUGCACGUUGUCACUGCUUGACACCCAUGUGCCCUGGUGACAUCACACCCGAGGAAAAUGAGCCCCACUGUGGGUCUCACAGUCAUGUGGAGAGUCGACCGUCGGUGAUCAUCACUGCCUUAAGUCAUGUGGAGGGCAUCUGUUGUCCGACAAGACUGAAAAGUACCAGAUUAUUCCCAUCAGGCCGCACAAAGAGGUCAUUAUUAGCACUAUCAUUAUUGCAUUACUCAUGCUUUUUGUAAGUGGUCUCCACUGUGUAUAAAGUCUGAAUUUGUCUCUUACAAUGCAGCUUCUAUUUUUCUACGAAAAUGUCACAAAAUAGGUAAAGCUUGUUUCAUCUUCCAACAUUAGGUGUUCAUUUAUUAUUUCCAAACAUUUCAUCUCCAUCAGCGAGUGGCAAUGUUACAUAAAUGUUCCUGUGGCUUGAAAUUACUCGGACAGUUACUACUAAGAGCUGCUUAAGGAAUAUAUUAUCUAUAAUGGACACAUUAUAAAGCUUUAGGAAGGAAAAAGAGAUUUUGUACAGCUGGAUGUCUUUAAGAAGUGAAUGUUUUUAGCAGAUAUUACAUUUCUUUAAUGAUCAUAGAAAUUAUUUUGAAAUAUUAGUACUUUCCAUUCAAUAUAGGUACCAGAAAAAUCCAGGUCAAAUUCAGGAUCUCCAUCUGAUUUAAUGUGGUUAAUUGACAUAAUCUGUGAAUGAGAAAUGCAGGCUAAAGAAUUCUCAUAAUGAGAAAUGAAGGAUGCGGGGUGCAACACAGUACGAGAAUGUGUUCCUAAUAUCUUAUGAUAACUUUAGUGUCUGUAGCUAGAGCUAGAUGCAAGCACUUACUAGUCACACACUUGUAACAAAUCUUGUGAUGCCAGCACAUCAAGAAAAUACUAUUUACACAAUUUCUGGCUCUUUAAAAAGUCAGAUAUGAGGAGAAACUGCAGUUUGUGCCUGACAGGAAGUCUCCAGUCCAUCAGAGGGGAUGCAUGGAUUGUGUAUUCAUAGUAUUAUCAUUUGGGAAAACCUGAGUGUUACAGUUUAUUGUAAGCAAACUUUAAACUUAAAUGAAUCAAAGAUUUUUAACACUGGCAGUAUUGAUAGCACAUAUUGGUGAUACAUGCACAAGAUGAAACCAUUUUAUCUGGUGCUUGUUUUGCUCUCAGUGCAUUGUGACUAAGAUAUUAUGUUAGAAAUCUCACGUAUUCCGUUUUCUUUAGCAAGUUAGUAAGCCCAUGUGCCCUCUUUUAAAACCUAAUUUCUGCUAAGCAAUCAGACAAUGCGUUUAAUCACACUGAAGCAUUUUUAAAUAGGCAGGAUUUAUGUGUAACAUUUCAAUGUUUGGACAAAAUAUUUCCUUUGCCACUGUAUUGGAGUUGCAACAGCACUCAAAUCAGCUGAUCAUAUAGUAUGUGACUCUUUAAGUCACCGUAUCCAUUCGUGCCGUCUUCCCCCUGCAACUGUGUGCAUGAAGGUCUGAGAAACUUUGGGAGCAUCUUUAUAGAGGGACUACCAAGCGAAGACAAAAAGUAUUUUGAGGUUUAAGAUAAAAUGUGAAUAUUAGCCCUGGGGUUUUGAAUUACAUUUAUACUGUACUUAUUUGUUGAGAGUAUGCAAAAAUAAAUAUUAUUUUAUAGCAUUUGUGUUAUUUGAGUUAUUUACUGACCAAGUAGCAAAUACAUGGUGCAUGGAUAUAAGGGUGUUCGUGGUCACUAGUGACGCAGUCUAUAGUUGCUGACAUAAUAUUACACGUUGCACAUCUGCUCAUAUUAAGUAGGGUAUUUGGAAAGUAGUUUUCAUUGAGUUGACUCAUGU